This is a messenger RNA of Lathyrus sativus (Indian pea), 1074 nucleotides long. The record is from the annotation of a GenBank genome assembly. Lineage: Eukaryota; Viridiplantae; Streptophyta; Magnoliopsida; Fabales; Fabaceae.
AUGAGGAUCCGUAAAAGACAGGCUAUUUUCUCUUCUUCCGAGUCUAUUUCGUCUUUGCAUCUCUCAGAUCUUAACCACUUUAACCGGUCACCGGUGAUGGUGCAACUCAGCGACGGUGCUCAUGCUCACACACAAUCAAAACCUUGUUCUUCUUCAACAUCGUUGCUUGCUUCAGCUGGUUCUAGCUUGGAUCUUUAUCAGCCGUCUGAUCAAACACUCCCACUGAUCGGGAAACUAAACAACGGCUACGAUUAUCCAUCCAUCAUACAACUAAGUGGGGUACACAAACACCACAACCAGCAAGACCCUUUGGAUGAGAAGGUUAGAGGGGAAGAGAAAGAGAGUGGAAACUCUGGAGAGAACAAAAGUAAUCAUAUCAGCAAAGGAGAUUUCUUGGUUGAUUCUCAACACUUGCCAUCAUCAACUACUUUGGUCCAAGAUGGGAGAUGGUGUGAGGGAGAGGAAGCUAUUCCAUUAAAGAAAAGGAAAGGAAGGUUGGAGAAUGUUGCUAUGGAGAGUGAUGACAGUAAGAAAACAAAGAGUAAGAUCGGGAAGACAAAGUUGAAUAAGAAAUGUUGUAUGAGAAAAGAUGAUGAUGGAGAAGAUGAAGAAUGCAAGAAAAAAGUGGAUACUAUUAAGAAGAGGGAGACAAAAAGGGGAAGUGCACUGAUGGAAGGUUCGCGGUGCAGUCGUGUUAAUGGAAGAGGAUGGAGGUGUUGUCAACAAACACUUGUUGGUUAUUCUCUUUGCGAGCAUCAUUUAGGGAAAGGUAGGUUGAGAAGCAUGACAAGUGUUAGAAAUAGAUCUAUUGGACUUUCUACUACUACUAUUACUGCACCAAACAAUGUUGUUGAUAGAGAUAGUGCUUCUUCAUCUUCUAAUUCCGAACUUGUAAAGAAAAUCUUUUCUGGGAAUGAUAUUGUUGAUAAGCUGGAGAAUGGCGAUGAUUCGAAAAAGCCAGUGGUGAUGAUUAAGAAGAGAAUGAAACUUGGAAUGGUUAAAGCACGAUCCAUGAGCAGCUUAUUGGGACAGACAGACAACAAGGUUGUUGUAGUUGACCAGAAUAGCAAGUAA